Molecule: messenger RNA, 2028 nt
Organism: Cucumis sativus (cucumber)
Lineage: Eukaryota; Viridiplantae; Streptophyta; Magnoliopsida; Cucurbitales; Cucurbitaceae
Product: probable nucleoredoxin 1
Exons: 4
Coding region: 170-1858 (562 amino acids)
Molecular function (GO): thioredoxin-disulfide reductase (NADPH) activity
Source: RefSeq, a predicted model, not a curated record
GGGAAAGACUUUUCACACGACUUGAAAGUCUUCAUCUAUGCGAUUUUAUAAUCGAACAAAUUUACUUGCUCUCUAAGCUUUUGCUUUCUAUAUAUCUACAUCGACUUCUUUGAUUUUGAUACAUCCAUCGCUACCAAUUUGCUUAAUCAAUCAAAGAUUCGUGACUUCUAUGGCUUCUGAUGCUGUUCACGACCUGAGUUCCCUCGUUUCAUCCGAGGGUAGGGACUUUCUCAUCCGCAAUAAUGGCGAUCAGGUGAAGAUCAGUUCUUUAAUUGGGAAGAAUGUGGGAUUGUAUUUCUCCGCGUCAUGGUGCCCUCCCUGUCGCCGUUUCACUCCAGUUUUUGCUGGGGUUUAUGAGGAAGUAGCACCUAAGGGCGAGUUUGAAGUUAUAUUCAUUUCUUCUGAUAGAGAUGAAGAUUCAUUCAAGGAUUACUUCUCUAAAAUGCCCUGGUUGUCUUUUCCGUUUUCUGAUUCGGAGAUCGUUAAGCGCUUGAAAGAACUUUUCGAAGUGAGGGGAAUUCCUCGUCUUGUUGUUCUUGACCCCAGUGGGAAGGUUUCAACUGAUCAAGGAGUGAGACUAGUGACUGAACAUGGGAUUAGUGCCUAUCCCUUUACUGCUGAACAGAUCCAACAUUUGAAGGAAGAAGAGGAGGAAGCGAGGAGGAACCAAACCAUUAGUUCCCUUUUGGUUUCAAACUCUCGCGAUUAUGUUAUCUCAAAUGAUGGAAAUCAGAUUCCUGUCUCUGAGCUUGAAGGGAAAGUGAUUGGGCUGUACUUCUCAGUGUACGGCUACGCCGAUUGUGAUGAGUUUACACCUAUUUUGGUUGAUACUUACAAGAAACUAAAAGAGAAGGGACAAAACUUUGAGAUUGUGUUGAUAUCUUUAGAUGAUGCAAAUAAAGAUUUCAGCGAAGCACUCAAGACGGUGCCAUGGUUGGCAUUGCCAUUUCAGGAUGAGAAAUGUAGAAAACUCACUCGUUAUUUUGACCUUAGCACUAUUCCUACACUUGUAAUAAUUGGGCAGGAUGGAAAAACUUUGAUCUCAAAUGCUGCUGAACUGGUUGAAGAGCAUGGUGUUGAUGCCUACCCUUUCACUCAAGAGAAACUUGAUGAGCUUGCAGAGAUUGAGAAGUCGAAGCUGGAGUCACAGACACUGGAGUCCAUUUUAGUUCAUGGAGAAAAAGAUUUUGUUAUUGGAAAAGAUGGUGCAAAGGUUCCGGUAUCUGAACUUGUUGGCAAGAAGAUUCUGCUCUAUUUCUCAGCACACUGGUGCCCUCCGUGCCGUUCAUUCUUGCCUAAGCUUAUAGAAUCAUACAAUGAAAUUAAACAGAAGUACAAAGAGUUUGAAGUGAUAUUUAUUUCAAGUGAUAGAGACGAUAAUUCAUUUCAAGAAUUCUUUUCAGGAAUGCCUUGGUUAGCACUGCCAUUUGGGGAUGAGAGGAAGAACUUCCUAAAUCGCAGGUUCAAAAUUCAAGGCAUUCCUGCAGUUGUAGCCAUUAACGAAAGCGGUCGUACAGUCUCGACAGAAGCUCGUAAGCUCAUUACAGAACAUGGAGCAAAUGCCUAUCCAUUUACAGAGGAACGUCUCGAGCAGUUGGAGAAGCAACUGGAAGAAGAAUCAAAGGGGUGGCCUGAGAAACUAAAACAUGAACUACACGAUGCACAUGAACUUGUUCGAACACGUCGUACAUCAUAUAUUUGCGAUGCCUGUGAUGGAAUGGGAUCUGGUUGGUCCUUUUACUGUAAGGAGUGUGACUUUGACUUGCACCCGAAAUGUGCUUUGAAAAACGAGGUGGAAGCCAAUGGGGAAGGAAAAGAAGGGUGGAUUUGCGAGGGAGGCGUGUGUCGUAAGGCGUAAGAAUUCGUAUUCAGAAUAGCGAGAAAUAUGGAAUCUAUCAUGAUAUGUGUUUUGUUUGUUGCCUUAUGUGAUUCCCUGUUGGUUUACUGAAGCUGUUGUGCUGUUUCAAGCCAACGUUUGUAUUCAUAGUUUCAAUAAAUGAAUAGGUUCAUCGUUUCGGGUUUGUUGUC